Molecule: messenger RNA, 3279 nt
Organism: Acanthopagrus latus (yellowfin seabream)
Lineage: Eukaryota; Metazoa; Chordata; Actinopteri; Spariformes; Sparidae
Product: alpha-1,6-mannosyl-glycoprotein 2-beta-N-acetylglucosaminyltransferase
Exons: 2
Coding region: 401-1639 (412 amino acids)
Biological process (GO): oligosaccharide biosynthetic process; protein N-linked glycosylation
Cellular component (GO): Golgi membrane; Golgi stack
Molecular function (GO): alpha-1,6-mannosylglycoprotein 2-beta-N-acetylglucosaminyltransferase activity
Source: RefSeq, a predicted model, not a curated record
UUCCCUCUCUCCUCCUCCUGUUACUACAUGUCCGUCUCAUAUUACACAACUGCAUGCUGGACGCUGAUUGGUCGAGCAGCGGCUCGGUCUCUCCCCGUUGGCUGCAUCGUACACGUCAGCAGUCAAUAAGUUGUGGCCAACAUGCAUCUGAUCAUCCUCUUCCUGGUGAGCGCGUGUUGACAGAACUUUGAGGUGGAACCAGCAGGCGACGGUUCUGUAGAUGACACGGAGUCCUGUAGAGGAGGCGCGGCCAUCAGAGCGCCUGACAUCUGGGUGAAGGCGGAGCGGCCUGGAGCAGGAGUUCGGAGCGUCACCGCGCGAGGACACACACGUUUAUAAUGACGACCAGGUGAAUGAGCGCCAUCACUGUUGUAGUCUUCACUGUCUUCAGUCUGACAAAAUGAGGUUCCGGCUGCACAAGAAGAAUCUGCUGGCGCUGCUGGGUGUUUCCUUCGUGGUCGUGACGCUCCUGGUGUCGACGCGCGUGUUGUUGGUGUCCGACGAUGACGUCAUUCAGGGAAAUCCGGCCGUGCGUCCUGGCGACACGGCGAAGUUUGUGUUCGGCUCGCAGGCAGAGCUGACCCGGUCCGUUUACAAUGCCAACUACAAACAGUGUGUUCUCAACGCGGACAAGUUCCCAGGGGAGCCUCAGCUGGUGCUGGUCGUGCAGGUCCACAACAGGCCCGAAUACCUCAGGCUGCUCAUCAGGUCCCUGGAGAAGGCGGCUGAGGUCCACAGCUUCCUCCUCAUCUUCAGCCAUGACUACUUUUCAGAGGAAAUAAACGCCAUUGUGCAGGGGAUAACUUUCUGCAAAGUGCUGCAGAUCUAUUUCCCCUUCAGCGCUCAGCUGUAUCCUGCUGAGUUUCCUGGACAGGAUCCACGGGACUGCCAUCGAGACAUGUCCAAGGACAGCGCUCUGAAGGCCGGAUGCCUCAACGCAGAGCACCCCGACUCCUACGGGCACUACAGGGAGGCCUUCAUCACUCAGACCAAACACCACUGGUGGUGGAAGCUGCACUUCGUGUGGGAGCGAGUGCAGGCCAUGCAGGGAUACAGCGGCUUUGUGAUCUUUCUGGAGGAGGACAACUACAUCCUACCUGACUUUUUCCAUUUUUAUAAAUCCAUGAUCGCGUUCAGGAAGAGCAGCUGUCCGGAUUGUGACAUGCUGGCUAUGGGUAAUCACAACGGCCUCGCUGAUUUUACCAGAGUGUCCAAUAAGGUGCUGACCGCUGGCUGGAUGUCCACCAAGCACAACAUAGGCAUGGCCAUCUCCAGGGAGGUGUACUACAAGCUGAUGGGCUGCAACGUCGAGUUCUGCACCUACGACGACUACAACUGGGACUGGACUCUGCAGCACCUCUCGGGCGGCUGCAUAUCAAAACCCCUUAAAGUGCUGGUGGCGCAGGGCACCAGGGUCCUCCACACAGGAGACUGUGGCCUUCACCAGAAGGACAACUGCAGGCCAGAAUGGGCCUCACAGAAGGUGGAGGAGGGCCUUCAAACAGCCAAGGACAGCCUGUUUCCUCCAGCUCUUGUUCUUAGUGGUGCAGAAGCAGUGGAGCACAAGGCGCACAUGAAGAACGGAGGCUGGGGAGACGUUCGAGACCACAGUCUGUGCAAAAACUACGCCAAACUGUAACUUUUCUCUGGGUAAAAUGUUCUUUGGUAUUCUGCAGAUGUGCCAUUCAUACACAACUUUUCAGGUCCAGAGGCUGCAGUGAGUUGAGUUUUUCCGCUUUGAUUGUGUUGCCUUUCAGAGACGUCUUCCAAAAAGUAGGACCAAAUCAGGUCCGAGCACGUCGCGUGUACACGACUAGACACCUUUUAUAAAUCUUUCUUUCAUUCUUUCUUUCUUUUUAAAUCACCAAAGCUGCACGGUUGCCAAAGACUUGUGUUGAGUGUAAAGCAUGAAAGCUCAGUCAUGCUGUUGAGUUUCAUGUCCUCCAGGUUUGUUUAUCUGUGGGUGUCUAACAAGCCAAAGCUGCAGAUUAGAUUUACUGCACAGCGAUGGAGGAACGAGUGUAAACUGCAGUGUGCAGUGAUGUACACACACUGAUAUGCAGUGCACAGAAAUAUUAAUGAACAAUUCAGCUGCGAUGUGCUGUUCAUGGUACGAUUUUUAAGUGCAACAAGACAAAGACGCAUGUGAUGUGCAGAUGUUUGGGUUGAAUUAAAAUGACAAUCUUAAAUAUGUGGGAAAGUUGUAGUUUAGACAACGACAGUUUCUUUAAAGUCGACUGUGAAAUGUCAACAUGAAAUCAUGCACAUAAUGGAAUUAGCUUUACUGAGUUCAACUUCCAGUCUCCGUCCGUUAUAACGAGGGGUCUUUGGUUUUAUGACUGAGGUCAACUGACAACACGUACCUAGACUUUUACCCCCCCGCUCUAUUGAUCGCUGGCUGCACCGAGCACCGGCCUGACAUUGAUUUCUGUUAGUGACCUCCAACACAAAGUGACCCUUUGGAGUCUCGUCUCCGUUUUGCAAACAUUGUUGGGCUCAACUGUCAUUCUGCAUUUCUACAUUUGCACCUUCUUUGUUAGAAUUUAUAUUGGGAUAUGACAUCAGAACCAGAACAGAAUGAACUGCUUUGCAUUUUUAUAAGAAGGAAAGACAGAUGUUUCCUUUUCUGGCAUUCCGUCAAUUGUUAGUGAAACUAAAAAAAACCAAAACCAGCCUCCUGUGGCUACAGGACAUAUUGGUGCUGCAUGUUGAUAUUGCCUUAAAGCUGACCAAAAGUGCCUUGUGGUUGUGCCUUUGUGCCUAAAUGUGUUUAAAAUAUAUUUUUAAAGGUGCACAAACAUGAUUUUGUUGACCAAGUACUUGUAUGCAUCUGUCAGUGGGGAUGUUUUGCUCCCCUGAUAUAUUUUUUCUGAUAGUGUCUAUAUUCAUGGGAUGUUGAGGGAAAAUUAAAUGUGAAUGUUCAUUUCACAACAAUCUUCAUUGUAGAUUGCAUCACUUUGGCCGGUGAAAGUGGCUCCAAAUAAGUAGUUUGACCUGAUGUUAGUACAGUUCAAUGUGCCUUGUGGAGAUUCCUGGCCAUGAAAUAUGAAAUGAAUGUGAUAAUGAAAUCAAUUAUCACCUAUUUGAUGUUGAAAAGUAGAAUCAGUUCUUAAGGACUGUGAAUGUUCCUUUUGUCGGUGAGAUGUAGAGUUGUUGAGAAUGAGACCAACUUCUUUCUUUUUGUUGUUGCUUGUGUUUGUUUCUGAUAAUCACUUGAAAAGCUGUUCAUUGUUCACCAGAUGUUUGUCAAAUGGGAACAAAUAAAAGGCUGGAUUUUCA